This is a messenger RNA of Closterium sp. Naga37s-1, 2670 nucleotides long. Lineage: Eukaryota; Viridiplantae; Streptophyta; Zygnematophyceae; Desmidiales; Closteriaceae. The record is from the annotation of a GenBank genome assembly.
CUGGCAGAAGCGGAUGAAUCGACGCAGGCGGAAGGGGGGAGUGACGGCGGAGCAAGCGCGUGGGCGGAAAAGGUGCGCGCGGUGGGCGGAAGCGGGAAGGAGAGGCAGCUGGCGCGGCUGCUGCCGGUGCUGUUCCUGGUGUCGUCAUCUCUCAUGCCCACUGCGCGCCGAUACCCGCUGCUGCUGCGCGAUCGACGGUUGCUACACCACGUGCGCACCGGGCUGUUCGGAGUUGACCUCGCCGCGCUCUCCAUCCCCCUGGACGCCACGUCAGCUUAUUCCACGUCAGCAGCUGCGCGUCCGCACCUGUUCUUCUCGAAGAAGCUCUACCUCCCGCUACACCCGGACUCCCUCUGCGGAUUCGCCGCUUCUCCCCGCCCCCGCUCCCCCGACCCCCUCUGGCGCACCCUCCGCGCGCACCACCUCCUCCCCCCAAACGGCUUGCCGAUCCUCAACCCGAACUGGGUGCCUCGGCUGCCGAACCAGCACCUGAACCUGCAGGCUCGGCCGCACAUGAUGGUUGGGGAGGCACUGCGUCGGGAUUGGGUGGUGGUGGUGUCGCUUGUUUGGAGUGCGCACGGGGGGAGGGAAGGCCAGGGGGUGGCAGGGGGGGAGGAUAUCGGAUUGGGGGAGGGGGAGCUCGCGGAAGGGGGAGCAGGCGGAGGGGAGGGCGUGGAAGGUGACAAUAAGGAGGCGGCUGACGCGAUGAACCGUGUGAUUGUAAUGAUGCGGGAGCUCUUCGGCGAGGCGCGAGUGGUGGUAUACGACGAGCACGUGCCGCUACUUCAGGCUAAGGAGCUCUUUUCCCGCGCGAUCCUGUUCGUCGGUCCCACGUCGCCCGCGCUUUCGGCUCUUAUCUUCAUGCCCUUCAACUCCACGCUCAUCGAAAUCCUCCCUCGCACCGUCGCCAUGGCAGCUGCGUCCAUCCCUGUUGUCGGCCAGCAGCGGGCUGCCACGUGGCACUUCCACCUCGCUUCCCGCCUCGGGAUCCAUCACUUUCUCUCAGCCUGCGAUCCGACUAAGGUGAACUGGCAUUCUCAGGAGCGCUGCCACGUGGACGAGGUGUACGGUACAGUCACCGCGAUGAUCCGUAACAACCCUACACUCCACACGUUCACCGGGUUACCACCCGUCUCCUUUCCACCAGACGAGCCGGCCAGCCUCGGCGACUUCCGAAGCAGGAUCCCAGGAUCGAGGCUCAGGCCCGGAACAGGCGAGGCGGCGGCGUUCAAGCAGUGGAUGAGCUGCGUGGCGGAGCGCGGCGAGUGGCGGUACAACGCGACGCCUAGGGUCCUACCGUGGGAGGAGAAACAGCCAAUAUCAACUUCUCCUGUUGCCACGUGGCGUGGUGGUGAUGGGUCCCACCCAGCGAAGUUUCAGCACACCUUCGUUCCGCCGCCAGCGGUUCCCCCAUCGGCGGGGUUCGCGUUCGUUCCGCGCUUCACAGCUCUCCGCGGAGAAUGGCCCUCUCCCUCCCCGCUGCCCGCCACUCAGCCCUCCGCGCACGCAGCAGCGCGGAGGGGGAAGGAGGGCGGGGGAAGCAGAAGGCAGAGCAGGGGGAAGGGUGGGUCUGUAGGGGCGGAAGGAGCAGUGGCAGGGGCGGCAAGAGGGGAGGGUGAGCAGGCAUCAAUUGGAGAUGAAGAGGCUUAUCUGGAGGAUGGAGCGUGGGAGGAAGGCAAUAGAGAGGAGGAUGAAGACGUGGAUGUCCACGCGGAUUCAGGCCGUCAUGGGACACGCAUGCUGGUUGGUAGUGCAGCCGCGCCCCCAUCCGUGCUGCCUGCUGCGCGCCAAGCUGCUUGCACACACGCUCCCCUUGCUUCCCCUCUCACCUCUGCUUUCUGCAUCCCCCCUCCCACCUCCCCCCUCCCCCCUCGGGCACAGGAUGCUUGUGGUGCAGCAGUGCCCCCAUCCGCGCUGCCUGCUGCGCGCCAAGCUGCAUGCGCACUUCCUGCCCCCUCCUCAUCACCUCUGCUUCCUGCUUCCUCUCUCCCCCUUCCCCGCCCCCCGCCCCCCAGCAUGCUAGUAGUGCAGCCGCGCCCCCAUCCGCGCUGGCUGCUGCGCGCCAAGCUGGGGGAGGCGCUGCGAUUGGUGGACUCGCUCACAGGCACGGACAGCCAAUGGGAGAUGGAGCAGCGCUCGUGGGGGGGCGCAGGGGGAGGGGAGGCGGCGGAUGCAGUGUGGUGGGGCCAGGACUCACAGCAGCGGCGGGGAGGAGCGAGAGAGUGGCAGGGGGAAGGAGCGCAGUGGCAGGGAGAAGGGGAGCAGUGGCGGCAAGGGGAAGAGGCUGAGGCUGAGUGGAGAAGGCGGAGUGAGGAGAGGGGGAUGCGUGGGAAUGGGGUGGAGGGAAGAGGGCGGAGUGGGGAUGGCGUGGAGGGGUUUGGGUUUCCGCCCCCAGGAGGGGGUCACCCUUGGGUGGUGGUGCACAGCAGAGGGCGGGGGAUACGCGCAGGGUCGUUCUUCGGCAGUGGCAUGAUGGAGAGCAUUGCUGCUCAUGUGCAUGCUUCGCACACCAUGGGUGUACCAGUGGAGGCCGUAUUCGUGAAUGCUACUCUCUCAGGCGUGCAGCAGCGGAAUCUCGAGGCUGCAUGGGGUCUGCCUGUGGUGGACAGGGUAGGGUUGAUCAUUGAGAUUUUCGGUGCUCGCGCCAACACACGAGAGGCCAAGCUGCAG